AUGAUACGCAUCCAAAAGGAUGGAUGGUUUACUCACGCAGAAAAAGGAAGGAUGCAAAUCAGGCAAAUCAGGAUAUACAUGUUGAGAUUUGCAGAACCGCAACCGAGAGUAGGAAAAAAAACUCAAUCAGUUGCAUCACUACUUAGAAAGACCCCUGAAGAAGUAGUUGAUGAGAGGCAUUCCAAGGGUCCUACUCAAAGAACAAUUGAGGCUUGUACGAAGAGUAAGGAAGAAACAAAGAGGACAAUGCUACAUAUAGCAGUUUUUUUUUAUGAGAAUGGCAUACCAUUUAAUGCGGCUAAUUCAAGAAGCUUUGAAGUAAUGGUUGAAUCAAUUGGACAAUGGGGGCUGGGAUUGAAGCCUCCUAGCUUUCAUGAGUUACGAGUACCCCUCCUUUUGGACUCAAAGCAAGUGACUGAUAAGUUGAAAGAAAGACAUAGACUUGCUUGGAAGCAAUACGGGUGCACACUCAUGUCUGAUGGGUGGACCGAUAAAAGAGGUAGACAUCUGAUUAAUUUUCUUGUGAAUAGUCCCGAGGGGACUUUUUUCUUGGAGUCGGUUGAUGCAUCGAGUGAGUCACACGAUGCAAGAAUGUUAGCUGGAUUGUUGGAGCAAAAAGAUGAAGAAGUUGGGAAAGAAAAUGUCAUUCAAAUAGUGACCGGCAAUGGAGCAAUCUAUAAAGCCGCGGGCAAACUUUUGGAGGAGAGGAUUCGGACAUUAUUUUGGACUCCUUGUGCAGCACACUGUCUUGACCUCAUGCUAGAGGACAUUGGGAAGAUGAUGGAGUUCAAGUCCAAGAUUGCAAGUGGUAGAAAUAUUACCACUUUUAUUUAUAGACAUGGGCGAAUCCUUAGUGCCAUGAGAGAGCAUACGGGUGGGCAAGAUCUUGUAAGAGCUGGCGCUACUGAUUCGCCACAGCAUUCCUCACUUUACAGAGUUUGUACAAGCACAAAAAUGCUUUGA
Ipomoea nil (Japanese morning glory) is the source of this 963-nucleotide messenger RNA. RefSeq lists its product as uncharacterized. NCBI's taxonomy places the organism in Eukaryota, Viridiplantae, Streptophyta, Magnoliopsida, Solanales, Convolvulaceae. The record is from RefSeq and is a predicted model, not a curated record. Bases 1 to 963 code for a protein of 320 amino acids. The transcript has a single exon.